Messenger RNA from Micropterus salmoides (largemouth bass), 10939 nucleotides. RefSeq names its product F-box only protein 33. The transcript is spliced from 6 exons. The record is from RefSeq and is a predicted model, not a curated record. Gene Ontology annotation, molecular function: protein binding. Gene Ontology annotation, cellular component: SCF ubiquitin ligase complex. NCBI's taxonomy places the organism in Eukaryota, Metazoa, Chordata, Actinopteri, Centrarchiformes, Centrarchidae. Bases 284 to 1771 code for a protein of 495 amino acids. Gene Ontology annotation, biological process: SCF-dependent proteasomal ubiquitin-dependent protein catabolic process; positive regulation of protein ubiquitination.
AUGUUCUUGCAUAAAUACCAUCGUUAUUUUACCAAACACAGAUGAUAACGUGUUUCCUUGUCCCAGACAUUUUUGUAAUAGUAUAUUAGGAUUGUUUUGUUCCCCGUGCAUUGAAAAGGGGUGGUGCAGUCCAAUAGUAUUGAAGGCAAAGCUGAAAAACGGUUUGUUUUCACCGAGAGGAAGAAGCGCUGCUGGUAAUCUCCGCCGCAGCGCCGAUUUUAAAACGCGGUCGUAAGGUUUAUUUUAUUCCUGCUUGGUUUUCUGACAGUUUUCUUCGCUCGCCAUGGCUCUGUGCGGGGGUGUCGGAGCCAUGGCUUUGCCCAGCGAGCUUAUCGUGCACAUAUUCUCCUUUCUGUCCGACCGAGACAAGCUCCGGGCCUCGGCCGUGUGUUCGCGAUGGAGGGAGUGUCUCUUCUACCCCGCGCUGUGGACCGAGCUCAAACUGCGAAUAGGUGGUGGUUGUAACGGCGGCGGCUCCAGCUCCGAGGAGACGCCGAGACUGGAGUUCCUCAUGCGGAAGUUCGGCUCUUUCGUCCGUGAGCUGCAGCUGGAACUCGCACCGGUGGAAGGCUACCUUAGUCCCCUGAACAACGACCCGUCGUCCACCAGGAUGGACCAGCCUCCCGGUCCCGAUAACGACCCGCAGCUCUCCGAGCGAUGGAGAGACGCCAUGGCUACCUACUUGGACCAGGUGUUGUGUGUGUUCACCAGCAUCCGCAAUAACAGAAACCUGCAGAAGCUGAGUCUGUAUGGAGACACUUGUGUUCUCCAGCAAGAAGGACUAUUGGACAGCUCCAACCUGCAUCAAAUUCACCAGGGGGACAAAAAGGUCAACGAAAUCCAGCAGUUGUUCAUGGAGAUGUUGUCUAACAGCAGGCAGCUGAGGUGGUUGUCUUGUAGCUUCAUGCUGGGUCUGGUGACUCCCUGCUCUUUAGCCUGCCUGUCAAAUCCUUCAGCGGAGACCCUGCAGCACCUCAGUUUACUGGACCACCAGCUGGGUCCCCUUAUCUCACCAUCAGAGUUGGAUCGUCUAUCUAAUCUUCAUUCUCUGGCUCUGGAUUUCUCUGAUUUGACAUCUGAGCUUUGUGGACUGCUGGCAUCUCCACGCCGAACUCCACUGCAUCGCCUCUCGCUGCUGCUCAAUGGCGCUGCCCUGGAGUUCAAACCAUUAGAAGGGACGGCCACAGAGGACGAUUGGAAGGCACUGAUUCGUGUGAGUGCCAAUCUGCGAGUGUACAUCAUGGCCCUGGAAGUCGACAGCUCAGAGCUCCUCAGGGUCCUAAAGCCUAGCCUUCCUCUGGAGCGCCUCCACCUCGACAGUUACAGCACACUGGUGACAGACGCCACAUUGGAGCUCAUCUCUCAGCAGUAUAACAAAACGCUGACUCACUUUCUUCUCCUGAGGGACGAUCCCGAUUUCCCAGACCUCAGCGUGAAUCGGAACGAAGACCCAUUGGUCCUUUUGGUAUGGAGAUGUACUCAGCUGGCUGUACUCGUGAUACAUGGUUACACUGUAUGGUCCCAUAACUUGGUGGCCAUCUCUCGGCUGCGAGGCUCUAGUCUUCGCAUCCUGACCGUCUCUGAGGAGAGCAUCGACUUUGAUCCAGACCAGUCUGUGUGCAUGGAGGGCGACCCGGUACAUAACCUGGUAAAGGAGGUUUCACUGGGCCUCGGCCGUGUCUGGCACCCUUGCCUGGAUUCCAGCCUGGUUUUGUCCGAACCCACCCAGCACUUCCACCGCGAAAUGCACGCCUUCAGUAUGGGCAUGUAGGCAGGGAUGGCAAAUCUAACACAUCACAUCCUAAACUGUGUCAAGACCAGGCCAGACCAACAAAGUCCACAUUAGCUCAGACCUCUGAACCAGGCCCAAAGCAGACCAUAGUGAGAAAUCUAAACUGGAUCUUAAUACAAUCUGAAAAUUACAUUUAUGUGAGCUGAUUGUUUUUAUUUUACUUUUAUUUUUUGUGUUUGUUUCACAGGGGUUUUAGCACGCAAUCAAGUCCAAAUCAUUUUCCAAAUGAUUCCCUGUUUUCUUGCUUUGCCUCUCGAUUAACCAGUGACUUGGAAAAACAAAUGAAAUCUUUGAUGUUUUAAAUACAUUUCAAAUUAAAAAUCUCAAUUAAAACAGCAAUAUUCUAAUUAAAAUUUCAUUUUCGUUCAGUUUGAAGUCAAACAUAUCUGUGAUGUUUGACCACAGACGAGACUUGAGUCAUGACCAUUUUUAAUUUGUCUGCUAAAAUGGAGCCAUUCUGGUGCCCCCGUGUCUGGCAUUGCCCACUCUGGUCUGGUCUUGAUCAACAAGUAUUCAGAGCUCAGUGUCUCUCCUUCACCAUAAUAACCUCCAGAGCCUGUGUAUGAUGUAACUUUGAUUUGUUUUUUUUCUUUUUCAUUUGACUGGUUUUCAUCUCUCCCUGCUCGGUGUAUAAUCUUGUUUUUCCUGUGUGGUGGUCCCCUUGCCUGUAUAGGCUUUGUGUGUAUUUAAAUACAGAUAUAUUAUUAUCCUGCUCACAGCUAGAACAGAACAGGACAGGCAGGCGGGUUGAGUGAUGGGCCAGUGGGAUUGGGGGGGGGGAGUGUGUUCCUACACAAACUACUAGCUUUAGUUGUGAAGUUUUUGUCUUUGUUUUUUUUAAACCUUUGCUCUGUGUUGGUCUGUCUGUCUGCUCCACUCACAGAAGUUGGAGUUUGUAACUACCCGAUCAAUCACUUCCUGGGUAACACAACCAUAGCUGCUUCUGUUGCUCUGAAGGAGCACCUUGUGCACUUGUCCACUAGUUCGAGAGCCUUGCCAGCAGGGUGGGAAUCUUUACUGUAAUGUAGCUGGCUGUGGCUGCUGCUAAUCAGUUUUAAUAUUGUUUUCAGCAACAGCCAUGUCAGUGCUAUGACUCAGAUUUACGAUCACUGUAAAGUGAGUGGCAUUUCAAAGCCAAAUGGUUUUACUAAGGAUUUUGAGCACCUUACUGAUGGCGUUAUGGAGAAUAUUGUUACAUGCUUGCAGCCAGCUCACUUCCCACCCUGCUCACUUGUCGACUUUUUGGGAAACCUCACUAGUCGAUUAAAUAGGGAGCCUUGUCUUCCUACUGACAUUCAGAGCCAAACUAUAAAAUUCAGCCCGUCACAAUACAACACACCCAUACUCUGUUCUGUUUUGAUCUUUAGUGAGCUGGUUGUAAAUCUUCGCAUCUGUUUUAUUUUACUUUUAUUUUUUUUCCUAUAUUCAGGAUGAAUAUAGCUGCCUUUGCUCUCCUAUAGAGGUCAAGACGUCCUGACUAGAAUCACUGGUUCCAGAGCCCUUUUGUAUUAAUAUGUCAAGUCAUCGAGUCAAAGAAAAGAACAGGAGUGUGCAUCAUAAUAUGAAGGGCUCUGAGAUUAAAAUAAUUCAGCAUUAUUCUUAAGAGAAAAUAGGUGUUCAUUCCAUAAUGUCUUAUGUAUGUCUGUUUUGAGAAAUCUCUUGACUGCUACCAUAUUUGUGGUGAAGCCAUGCUGAAACAAAACCAGUAUUCUGUAGGCACAGCUUUCUCAGGUGGCAAAUUAACAAACCCAAGUUUUGCAGUCAUGCCAGGAAAUUGGUAGGUGGAAUUUUUGUAGAGUAAAACAUUUCACCAUAAAGAACAGACAAAAGAAAAGGAUGCACUGAAUGUAACUUAACUCUCAUUCCUCCAUUCUGUUGGCCAGUCAGGUUUUUGUUUUAUAUCGAUGGCUUACUGUAUAGCUAUAUUUGCCACAGAAAUUUGGCAGGUGCCACAUCAGUCACAGCUGCUGAAUAAAUGCGUUUGGACACGAAAGGUUCCACUGACAGCCAAGACUGGUUGUUGUUGUUUUGUUUGUUUUGUUUUUUUGAGUAGUGGCACCUACAGCACAACAAAGUUUUUGAGUCAUGCGGGGUAAUACUGUGGCAAAAAUGUUGUCAGUCUCAGGUAGGCUUAACAUCAAUAUGACCACAACAGUGUUGUUUGUGAUGAUGUCGUGCAAGGUGUGUGAAACAAUCAGUAUGAGAUAUUGUUGUUUUUUGUUUUAUUUCCUCGAGUCACAGUUGCCUUGGAAAUGGCCCCUUGUUUUCUGGAUACAGUUGUUGUUGUUAAUGAUGUUUAUCUUGCCAUCUGAUAAACCCUCGCUCCACCUUGGUUGCGGGGUCAGCAAACCUAAUCAUACAUUUGUUUUCAAAGAUUAAGGUUGGUAAAGACUAAAGAAUGGCAAAACCAGUGUGCUCGUUGCACAUGUUUAAUAUCUCCAGUGGAAGUUGCGAGGGACAGAAGUGGCUGGGAGUGGAAGAAAAUCCAUGCUGUCGGUAGAGGACCUGCUGGGCCCAAUUAAUGUCUGAACUGAAUGUAGUCAAUUUUCUUGGCUUAAAUGACUUCUGUCUGGCACAGUGGAUCUUGUCUGGCUGUGCAACUGGCUUGGGUGGGUGAAGGCAUGACUUUGAAUCAUAGUCGCUUUUAUUCUCUAUAAUUACUGAGUAAUGCCUUUGCAAUGAAACAAAUGUUGUUCAGGCUCUGUGAAAGUACAAGCGUGCCAUGUGCAGGGCUGAUGCCAGGCAUUGUCAACCAAAUAUCUUCAUCACGAGAGGUCGAUAACUGGGCCAAGUACGGUUACAUCUGAUGCUUUAGUGUUGUGUCUGCUGAGGGGGACAGCUGUAGUACACAGGUGUCUUAAUGAGGCGUUUCCUGAGCGGUCGGGAGUUUUACCAUGAAAAUCGAAGUCCGUUUAGGCUGUAGAGCACCUAACAUUCAUAAGUGAAUGCUGUCAACUAGCCAUUGUUUGGAAAGUUAGCCUUCCAAAUGGCUUCAGCUCAGUUGUUGUUGUGCACACCAUGGCACUCUUGAGGACGGGGCAAUGGCAUUGCAUACUGUGGAGGUCCAUAUCAAGGUAUGUAGUUUACAAGAUUGCCCUGAGAUUUUUUUCCACGGACGGAUAUGGAACCAGAGUUGUACAAUAUGCCAGCACUUUGCUUGGUUCAGAAUGAAUUGAUCCUAGAGGUGGGCCUGUGGUUACCAAAUGUUUGCUCAUCUGUUAAGGGACCUUGAUGGUUUAGCCAUAAUAUUCACUCUAGUCCUUGGUCUAUAUAUAUCUCAGGAUAAAUGCACUUUGGUACCAAGAGUUUCUUUUAAAGGCUGUCUGGGGCUGUAUAUAGAGCUGUACACUCAAACACUCAGAGGGGAGAGCAGGACCAACAUUAUACAUUCGGACCAAAAUAUGUAAGGUUUUUAUCUUAUCUUCCUCCUCCCUUCCUCCUAAUUUUUCCUCUCAUCUCCUUUUUUUUAGAGCUCAACUUUGCUCCUUUUUUGUGAGAUUCCAUGUGUUAUGGGUUUGUAUUGUGUAUAGACAUCCUCUGAUAAGGACGGGAAAAUCUCAGCAAUCUACUAGAAUGUAAUAUCAAACUAGAUAGCAAUCUGAGCUAAUAGAUUUGUUUUUUUGUUUGUUUUUUUUUUUUUUACAAACACAAACUGAUUUUAAAAAGCAGAUUUUACAAACCACCCUCACCCACCAUGUGUGCUUCCGUUUCCUGUCUUCUCAAGUCCCCACAUGUUAUUGGCGCCACACUAGAAUUGAGAUCUCACUGUUUGGCCACUUUCAACUUAGCCCCUGUGUUUCUGCUCAGAAUACACUAUGGUCAGUUAGAACAGAAUAAAAUUUCCAUUUAACUAUAAUUUUCCCAUUUGGGAAAUGUAUAAAAAGUGCUGUUCUUAUCAUAAAUUUCACACUCAUGGACACGGACAAAUUCUUCAUCAAAUUUUUUUUUUUUUUUCCAAAUAUUUGUGAUCUAGAAAUAUUUAGGAACAUUAAGACCAUAAAACUGCAGAGAGAAAUAGGAAAGAUGAUGUAGACAAUUUGCAUGAGCAGAAAUGCAUUGCAAAUCAAUAUCCUCUUUCUUAUUGGUUCUGUAUUGUUUUUUUGUUUUUUUUGUUGUUGUUGUUGUUCCUUCACCAAAACACAUCAAUGUUUUUGGAGUGAAGAUGGUGUGGAAAGAGCUCUGUGUUGUCCUUGCAAGGAGAGAAGAGGUGAGACAAACGGCCAGUAAGGCAAUGCUGAUAGGCAAAUUACUUUCCGAUAGAGUUUGACAAAAUAGACAAAUGUGGUCACAGUAUGGCAUAGCAUUUAGAAAACUACUAUUGGCGGGGUAAUGACUUGUCCCUGAUUCCUGUGUAUCAUCGUCCAGUGUUGAGCCAUCUUGUGCCUGAAAGCUUCUGGAGUCUUACUGCUGUUCAAACCUCUGCUCUCCUUAAAUUAUUAGCUUUGUGUUGUUUUGUAGUAGUUGCUGUAAUUGUAAUUUCAGUGGUUAGGGAAGCAGCGUUGGAAACUACAGUAGCUAGGGUUUCAGAAAGUGUUUCUGCACACGGGUUUUAAUUUCUCUUGGAGCGCGCCUGUGUUUUUCAUGUAAGCUUUCAAAGGUGUAUCCAAUAGAAAUGUGAGAAAAAGAUGGUAUGAAUGUGUGUGAACAAGUUGUCAGCGUUGCGGCCGUCAUGUUUUCUGUGUGUGUGUAUAUUUAAGGGGGGGGUGGGGGGCUUGCUCUUGUUGGACAGUGUAGUCUUAUCACUCCUACUGCAGCAGGAAACAGGUGCAGUAAUCAUUCGUUCUCAGGGUACAAUCAGAGGGAAAGUUACAAUAGCUCAGGCCUCUAACUCACUCAUGAGUAUUAGAAAUCACUGGAUCUGUUCUCCUCCCUUGAUGUGUUUAAAGCUGCCAAAGACCACAGUGGAACAAACUAAACCAAGACACAUGUCUAUCUGAAGUGCCCAUGUACACACACACACUGGCAGGAAGCUGAUCCAGUGUUCUGUACUACUCUACACCUCCUAGUACUUUCUAUCCUGACAUGUCUUUUCUUUUUUCCCCCCUUACUCUUAGUGGUUCCACUCCACUGUUGGUUUCUUCCACUGAACUCUGACUACUACCACUCUGUUUUUAUGUGUCCAAACUCUGCCUUUGUCAUACUAUGGACCAUACUGUGCUGGACCGUUGUGUGGUUUGCAUGAAAAGAGACCAAAGCUGAUCUGUAAGUAAGUUUGGCCAAUGUUGUGAUAGUGGCUGCAACCUAUGUUCAGAGAUGUAGGAUUUCACACUAGCUGUAUGGUAUGUGUGUUAUUUGAACUUGUACAAUGUGGCCAAAUUCCUACCUGUGAACGACACUCAGGGUCCACACUGCUGAGGUAUCGUACAGCAAAGCAAGGACUUUCUAGUCCAGUGCAGUAUACUUCUGUAGUGCGACAGAGGCUUAAGCAGAGAGGUCUGGAGUUGGACCAUGACAACAGUAUUUGCUCACCACUGUACCCCCCCUCCUUCUUUUUUUUCCAUCACCUGUUUCACUGUGAGGAGUGAGUGAAUGUAAAAAUAAAGGCGAAGAGGACAAGGAGUUUUGUUCAAUAUCCGAACAUGUCUGGGACUAAACACUCCCUCAGAUGCUUCCAGAAGCUACUUUGUGACACACUGUAGCUUCCCAGCUUGGGCAAAGGCUCGUGUUCCUGAUCUGAUAUGAUGUAUGGGAAGCCCGUGGCCACGGUCAAAUUUGAUGGGAAGUGUUUAGUCCCGGGCUUUUGGAGCUGUAAAGUGAUUUGCUGCUAGACAUCUGCAAGGAACAGGACAUUCCACAUGGGGGUCGCUCAGGCCAUCUGACUGGCAAACAGUUUACUACAUGGCUGAAGGGUCUACAUCAAAAUUAGACUAUAUAUUUUUUAACUUUGAAUUAGUUGGUCUGUUUGUUCCAAGGGAUCUGGGACGCAGCUAGUGUUGACGGGUCACAUCAGAUUACCAGCUGGUCUGAGCAGUGUUGAGGUGUGAUGCCAUUUAGAAGUGGUUGUUUAAAGUGAGUUGAUCUUUUAAAGGCUGACUGUGUUUCUAAUGUGCGUUUCUGCAAUGCCAAUCUUUGCUUUCACAUGAUACUUCAGAGGCAAUUCUGGUGUCCGGCACACAAAGGAUCACACAUGAAAGCAACUUGCACUGACUGUGCUAAGUAUAAGGAUUAGCUACUCUGUUAUCGGCCAGGUUAAAGAACAUCACAAUACAGUGAGUAAGUGGAAGCUAGUCUACAUAUUUAGUACCGGCAUGAAUACACACAUCACUAUGGAUACACAGGGGCACCUGAAGUUUGGGCUCAACUUUUUUAUACACCACAUGCAGAGGUUUGUGUAUGACUAUACUAUACUGUGUAUACACAGAGUGAUUGACACACAGCUAGCAGAGCCUUAUUUUUUUAAUGAGUUCAGCCAUUAAAAUGACAAGUUUGAAGGCUCUAGUGGGGAGAUGGGGUGUCAGUUAAUCGGGAGACCAUUACCCGCAGUUACUGUACAUUGAUGUGGUUGCGGCCAGUUCAAUUUGCCCUUUUGACCUGUUUUUUAUUUUUAUUUUUGUGCUCUUUAUAUGCAUUCAUAGAGAAACCAUGAAAGAUAACGGGGCCCAUGUGGCCUGAUGGGCCAUUGAAUCCACAGAGCUGGCCUCUAAUGUAGUCCAUCUGAGACAGUUGGCCUUGACAGCUGUUGCGAUCGCAGAACUGUAGAUAUAAAGGGAUCUGGAUAUGUCUGUCUUACCAGGCCCAUAAACAAAGAGUUUGAUUUGACACUUUUGCUUAUACUACUAUAAUAGCCAAUACUAAGAUCAUUGACAUGGACAGAAGUGUCAGCAUUUGUUAUUUUAGUACCAAAGCGGCAGACUUUGUCAGAUCCACAUCAGUCUAAAUACAAGUUCAGAGCCACAGGCAGACACACAUCAGACAUGACCAGUUUCAUUUCCACUUUGAUGAUUGCUCAGACUCCAUGCCAACUUGAGUUUGUAGUGUUCACUCUCAGGGUGUUUGUAAUGUUUUUGGAAAUAAGUAUAUACUUACACUAGCUGUAGAAAAAUGGUAAGGUUUCUGAAGGGAUUACCAUUAAGAGACAGGGUUUCCUCAUCACAAUGUGAGAUUUCAGAUGCUUCCUAUUUGUGUUUAUUUUUAAAAUCUAAAUGCUAAGACCAUAGACUACUAUCAGUACAUGUAAGACUUUGAAUGAGCUCACAUAGGGCUGGACUAAUGCAGGAAUGUGAAGAAUCCAAUUAACAUCCUAAUAUAUGCUUCUGUUACUUGGAGAAAAACACUGGAUGUGCAUUGCACUGGUAUAAAAUCAGUCCUGUGUAACAGAUAUAGAUAGAUGUGUAUAAAGCUUGAUUAAAAUCUCAGUGAAGUGGAGGUUCACACAGAGCCAGGCCAACAGCAGUUAGCAACACUGAGAGCCUUAGAGGAAGUUAGGAUUCUCCAGUUUUCAAUUUCAGCCUUAGCUGACACUAAAACAUGUUUUCCAUCCAGCUUAUGAUGAGGAUCUCAGCAUAACGGUCAUAAGGGUAGUAUCAUAUACUUGCCACACUGUAUUUAUAGUUCAGAUCAGAAGAGAAGAAACAACAAAAUGGCACUGAUAGCAUUACCUGGCCAAACUCUGUCAGUUGUUCUGGUGCAUUCCCUAGAGGUUGGUGUAGCACCUGGCUAUAUCAAGGAACUGAUAGAUAUUCAUGCUCAGUGUCAGCCAACUAUCUUCAUUUAGAUCUCAGCUUCUGUGGCUCUGAUGUUUCUGGCUGCUAAACAAAGUCUUUCUUGUCAAGUCUGGAGAGCCAAACCUCCUAAUUAGCCAGGCAGGCAGGCCUGCUGCCCAGUCCAGCUUCACAACUAUGCAAGAGGAAUGCAUAUAAUCCACACUCGUCUCUUUUUGUUUGUGUGGGUUUUAUUUGUUUUUUUUUCUUCAGUUUUUAUAUUUUCUUUUUCUCACUGUCACGCAGUAGAAAUGAAGACAUAAACUAAUAAGAUCUUGCAAUGACAAUACUUGGCCUUAUGAUGAUUUGUGAAAUCUUAUCAUUUUAGUUUUAAGAUCUUUUGAUUCUGGUCAGCCAGCCUAGCGACAGCAGCGGUGACAGCGGGCUCACUCUUGGUCUCUGUGAGACUGGCUAGACGGCCCCUAGUUUUAUCGUGGUACGAAUGUUGUGCAUUUGUUUAAAAUCAGGACAGUUUGCAAUAACAGCAGUCUUACUAGUGGCCACAAAGGGGCACAAGCAGUGCUGACAGCGCUCGGCUGCGUCUUUAGAAAACCAUUGAGGAAGAAAUAUAAACUAUAGAAUAGAUAUAUAAACUCUCACAGUGCAUAUUUGUAUAGGUAUCAACAAUGCAUUACCGUGGUAUACUCUUAUGCAACACAUGUCCGGGUUCAAUUUAUGAACAUGAAGUAUAUUAUAAAAUCACACAAGACUUUGUAAAUCAGAAGCUAUGUUGUUGUGUGUGUUUUGCAAAAAUGGUUUUACCCUCCUCAAUGUUGAAUAUUCUGAGCGUUAUGUUCCUGUGUGAUUGUGUCUGUUAAAGGGAGCACAUAGCAGUGGGUUUCACCUUCUUCCUGAAAGCAGGGAACCAGACGGAACCCAAAUCACAGCUGGACAAGAUUUCUAAUAACAUGGAGCAUACUUUAAGAACAUUUCAUUUCUUUCUUAAAAAUCUGAUCGGAGUGUAGUCUGUGUCUUCAAAUACAUCUGUUGAAGUAUUUUGCGAGCUGGUUUAUUAACAGCAUAGAUUGAGACUUGUUUUAACCAGCAGAGAAAAGUUCCUCCUCUAAAAUGUCCCCCUGUAGUCCAUAUGUGAGAGCUUUUGUAAUUGAGGACUUGGCUUAAUCUGUGUCUGGGAAACCGCUCUUAAGACUGAAAUAAUAUAAAACUUUGAUUUGAAACCUUUCCAGCUGUUUUUUUUUUUUUUUGGUUUAGUCUGCAGGGAGCGAGUCCUCCAGCUGAGAGGACAGAUUUUACCAUAGAGAAAAGUGUUGAUCAAUGGUUCUGUUGCGUAGAAAAGGGAGGCUUUGUUUUGCAACCUCCAUGUGAAACCUCUUAACUGACCGACGGCGUACACUUGAGCGGUCAACCUGCCGAAAGUGUUGGUUUGAAUUAAUGUUGAAUGAAUGCUUCUCUUCUUUUAGUCAGUGAAUAAAAGCAUUAAAAAAUC